Molecule: messenger RNA, 1238 nt
Organism: Nelumbo nucifera (sacred lotus)
Lineage: Eukaryota; Viridiplantae; Streptophyta; Magnoliopsida; Proteales; Nelumbonaceae
Product: epoxide hydrolase 3-like
Molecular function (GO): catalytic activity
Source: RefSeq, a predicted model, not a curated record
CCAUCACUCAUUCUCACUCUCUCUCUUUCCUCCAUCUCGAUUCUCAUUCUCAGAUUCUUCGAUGGAUCAGAAUCAGAUAGAGCACAAAUACGUAGAUGCAAGAGGCCUAACGCUUCAUGUCGCCGAAAUCGGAAAUGGUCCUACGGCAGUGGUUUUCUUGCAUGGGUUUCCGGAGAUAUGGUACUCCUGGAGACAUCAGAUGGUCGCCGUUGCCAACGCCGGAUUCCGGGCAAUUGCUCCCGAUUUCAGGGGCUACGGUCUGUCCCAGCAACCCCCUGAACUGGAGAAGACAUCAUUCAAAGAUCUCAUCGAUGAUCUCCUCGUCAUUCUUGAUUCCUUAUGCAUUUCCAAGGUUUUUAUUGUUGCGAAAGAUUUUGGAGCCUUCUCUGCUUACCAGUUUGCCCUUAUCCAUCCAAAGAGGGUAUCAGGAGUCAUUACGUUGGGUAUCCCUUUUAUUCCCCCUAAUCAGAUGGCACGACAUCUCAAACUCCCCGAAGGCUUCUAUAUUUUGAGAUGGCGGGAAUCUGGACGCGCUGAAGCAGAUUUUGGUCGAUUUGAUGUUAAAACUGUAGUACGGAACAUCUACAUUCUCUUCUCAAGAAGCGAAGUACCAAUAGCAAAGGAAAAUCAGGAAAUCAUGGACUUGGUGGAACCAUCUACUCCUCUGCCAUUCUGGUUUACUGAUGAAGAUCUUAAGAUGUAUGCAACUCUAUAUGAAAAAUCUGGAUUUCGUACUGCAUUACAAGUUCCAUAUAGGUCAUUGCAUGGAGAAUUGAGCAUAACAGAUCCAAAAGUUGAAGUUCCAGCACUGCUUAUCAUGGGCGAGAAGGACUACGUACUGAAAUUUCCCGAGAUGGAGGAAUACAUAAAGAGUGGAAAGGUAAAAGACUAUGUCACUGAUUUGGAGAUCACACUCAUGCCUGAAGGCACACAUUUCAUUCAGGAGCAAAUUCCAGAGCAAGUGAACAGUUUUAUCACUUCCUUCCUCAACAACCAUACAUGAAGACCACAUUAUGCUUGUGGAUGAUUUACCUUUACAUGGAUACUUUAAAAUGUGAAACUGCUAUCCAUAUUGAAUACUUGCUGCUAGUGUGGUAUCUUCAUGUGCAAUGCUUAUUGAACACAUAGUGAUAUUUGGUUAGGUGGAAAGCAAAGUUCAAGAAAAAAAAAAGGGUUUCCAGGAAAUGAGGUUUCAGGAAAACAUUUCCCAGGAUAUUGAUUUCUUCUUGUUUGGUGAA